Molecule: messenger RNA, 1368 nt
Organism: Linum trigynum
Lineage: Eukaryota; Viridiplantae; Streptophyta; Magnoliopsida; Malpighiales; Linaceae
Source: the annotation of a GenBank genome assembly
AUGGGGCUUUGUUUCAGCAUGAACAAGCACCAGCGGUUCCCCAAGGAAAAUCGCAAAUUCUCUUCCGUCAGCUCCAAGGCAGGAAGUGAAUCCAUGAGGUCUUCUGCUGCGCUAAAUAAGCAAAGCUCGUGUGAUACGCAUAGUAUGACCAAGAACACCGCUCCAAAAGUUCAUAGGAACGUUUCGGACCUUCGAAACAACCCGGGGUAUAGUAAUGUCGAUAACUUUACCUACAAGGAAAUGACAUUGGCAACGAAGUACUUUAGGCCGGAUUUCAUCCUUGGAGAAGGUGGAUUUGGUGUUGUAUAUAAGGGAGUCAUCGAUGAGAGUGUAAGGCCUGGAUAUCCUACCACGAAUGUUGCGAUCAAGGAGCUUAAUCCUGAUGGGUUGCAAGGAGACCGUGAAUGGCUGGCAGAAGUCAAUUUUUUAGGUAAACUCAGUCAUACUAACCUUGUAAAGCUUAUCGGCUACUGCUGUGAAGACGAGCACAGGCUUUUGGUCUACGAGUACAUGGCCAGUGGAAGUCUGGAAACACAUCUUUUCCGAAGAGUUGGUUGUACUUUGACAUGGCCAAAGCGAAUGAAGAUUGCUCUACAUGCUGCCAAAGGACUAGCUGUUCUUCACGGUGCAGAAAGAUCUGUCAUAUACCGUGAUUUCAAGACAUCAAAUAUCCUACUAGAUGCGGAUUUCAAUGCAAAGCUUUCAGAUUUCGGGCUUGCCAAAGAUGGACCCAUGGGUGACCAGACUCAUGUAUCAACACGGGUAAUGGGAACCUAUGGCUAUGCAGCUCCAGAGUAUGUAAUGACCGGGCACUUGACAGCGCGAAGCGAUGUGUAUGGUUUCGGAGUCGUGCUGCUAGAGCUGCUUCUGGGAAGGAGAGCACUAGACAAGAGCAGGCCAAGCAGAGAACACAACCUAGUCGAGUGGGCCCGGCCGCUCUUGAACCAAAACAAGAAGGUUUUGAGAAUCCUAGACCCUAGAAUGGAUGGCCAGUACUCGAGUAGGACGGCCUUGAAAGUAGCAAACUUAGCAUACCAAUGCCUUAGCCAAAACCCCAAGGAGAGGCCACUGAUGAGCGAGGUGGUCGAAUUGCUAGAGAGCGUACAAUCGAAGGACAGCGACGUAGAUGAACUAAUGCUUCAGAGCAACAACCAUAAAGGCGUGACACUUUACGAGGAUCCUGGCCACAGUCGUUCAGCAAAGAGCAGGAGCAAAAGAAAAGGGGAAGGAAGCUGGAGGAGUGUCAGUGAGGUCUCAGUAGAGCAGGUUAGCAGCAAUGCAUCUUCUCCUGAGCAUCAUCAUCAUCAUCAUCGUCAUCCUGCUGGAUUGCCGAAUGCGGUAAGGAAUCCAGAUAGUCAUCAACCGUGA